Sphaerodactylus townsendi is the source of this 2169-nucleotide messenger RNA. It is a transcript of the gene DLK1, whose product is annotated as delta like non-canonical Notch ligand 1. Gene Ontology annotation, molecular function: calcium ion binding. NCBI's taxonomy places the organism in Eukaryota, Metazoa, Chordata, Lepidosauria, Squamata, Sphaerodactylidae. The record is from RefSeq and is a predicted model, not a curated record. Gene Ontology annotation, cellular component: plasma membrane; protein-containing complex. Gene Ontology annotation, biological process: heterophilic cell-cell adhesion; establishment or maintenance of epithelial cell apical/basal polarity. Bases 426 to 1565 code for a protein of 379 amino acids. The transcript is spliced from 5 exons.
GAAGGAGCUAAGUCAGCAGUUACGACUAGGGAACUCCCCGCUCCUUUCCCGACGUGCGCUCGAUUCGUUUCUCCUCCGCAACGCCCUGCCUUCGCCGUUCUCACGUGCCGCAGGCGCGGCGGGUGGGUCGUGCGAGCUGCCUCCGUCCCGCUUCCGCGCGAGGGGCUCGUCCCAGGUUGAGACCGGAGGCCACCGCGAGGGUCCCUUUCCCUGCAGAAGGGAGGACGGGAAGAAGGACGGUCCCUCCUCCGACUGCGCAAGGGAGAAGCGCGGUGGUGGCGGCUCCCGCUCCCAGCCCCCGGCCCCUCCCGCUGGGAAGGCAAGCCGAGCAUCCAGAGCCGGGCUGGGCGCCCCUCGCCUCUUCGCCAGCCAUGCCCAGCAGCGCCGCCUGAGCUGAGCCCCUCCCCGGCGGGCCGUGUCGGGCGAUGGGUUUGCAGGGGGCCCUCCUCGGCUGCUGCUGCCUCUGGCCGCUGCUCGCUCUGCCCCUGGCCCGAGGGAUCGACUGUAAACCUGGCUGCCACCCACUGUACGGAUUUUGCGAAGUUUCGGGUGAAUGCAGGUGCCAACCCGGCUGGCAAGGCCCUCUCUGUGAUCAAUGCAUCCCUUUCCCAGGUUGCCAGCGUGGAACGUGUGCCAAACCAUGGCAGUGUAACUGUGAAGAAGGAUGGCUCGGCAGCCUUUGUGACACAGCUGUUCAACCAUGUGCUUCAAAGCCUUGUGUAAAUAACGCAACCUGCAUUGAGACCCGUGAGGGCGGCGGAUACUUCUGCGUUUGUGCUGAAGGUUAUGCUGGGAAAAACUGCCAUGUUAAAAAGGAACCCUGUGGAGUGAAUGGCUCUCCCUGCAGGAAUGGCAGCACUUGUGUGGACGAGGAUGGCGUUUCACCCAGAACCUCCUGCCUGUGUCUUCCCGGGUUUACAGGCAUGUUUUGUGAAAUCAAGGCUGAUCCCUGCCAGUCGAACCCGUGCCAAAAUGGAGGAACGUGUACCAACAGCAGUGGGGGCUUCGGCUGUCAAUGUCCUGCUGGGUAUGGAGGUGUAUCCUGCAGCAGCCAUAUCACGUUCUGUACUAGCAACCCCUGUGCAAAUGGCGGGACAUGUCUGGAUCGUGCGAAAGGAGGUUUUCGGUGCAUUUGCAAGCCACACUUUGUCGGGGCCACCUGUGCUUCUCGCUAUAGAAAUGCAAGCAGGAUCAUGCCAGCUGAACACAAGCAGAACCACCAUGUGCACACAAAAGCUUCCCACAGACUGCUUCAUCCUCCAGAACAGGAUGUCCUGACCAUAAGAGAGACCAUAGAAAACAGGCCCUCCUUGCUCAAUAAGAGCCAGGUCAUUUGCUUCAUUAUCCUGGGCUUGCUGACGUGUCUCAUCGUGCUGGGGACUGCAGGAAUCGUGUUCUUCUCCAAAAUUGAAACAUGGCUAGCGAACGCCAGAUACACCCACCUCGUGCGCAAGGAGCGGGAUUGCUACCUGAAGGCCAACAAAGGCGAGAAUCUUUCAGUGAACAUCAUCUUUCCUGAGAAGAUCAAACUGACCGACUGCUCUAAGAACUAUUCAGCCAUUUAGCUUCCCUCUACAGUUUUCUGUUUAACUCCACCUUGUCAAACUGUAUUGUUCUUGUCUUAGCGAUGGCUGGCUUUUCAGGUUUGUUCAUGGACAUGUUUGCUGGCUUUGGGGACCAGUUGAUGAGCCAGGAACAUCUUUGAUCUGUGUCAUCUGGAGAAUUACCCUUUUGAUCUGUGUCAUCUGAAGAAUUACCCUGUUCCAAUCUUUUUUAAAGAAGAGAGAUCAGAAUCGUAUUGAGUUAGAGCCAGCGUUUUCAAGAACUUCUAUCCAUACAGCAUGAUUUUUGUGACUCCCACCUUCCAUGGCAUUCCAAGAUGUCCCCUGAAUUGCUGAGAGGGUACCCCCCAAGAAGAGGAUUGGGGGAGGCAAGUGAAAUGGGGGAGGCAGAAGUUGAGAUACAUGGGCUCAGAGUCCUUUCUCAUGAGCCACUGGAGCCAACCCAUUGUAAACCAAUGAAUCCUAAUUUCCUUUAAAAAAAAUAAAAAGGUGAAGCUUUGUAAAAUAAGACAACUGUUGUAAUCAUGUCAUGUAGCAUAUUUGGCCGAUGUGGUUCCUCUAUGUCUCUUCCCAAUGCUUAUUUUUAAUAAACAGUGAUUAAGGGCUA